This is a messenger RNA of Lepus europaeus (European hare), 1633 nucleotides long. RefSeq names its product activity regulated cytoskeleton associated protein (gene ARC). Gene Ontology annotation, molecular function: mRNA binding. The record is from RefSeq and is a predicted model, not a curated record. The transcript has a single exon. Gene Ontology annotation, biological process: modulation of chemical synaptic transmission; positive regulation of AMPA receptor activity. Bases 1 to 1191 code for a protein of 396 amino acids. NCBI's taxonomy places the organism in Eukaryota, Metazoa, Chordata, Mammalia, Lagomorpha, Leporidae.
AUGGAGCUGGACCGCAUGACGAGCGGCGGCCUGCACGCCUACCCCGGGCCGCGGGGCGCACCGGCCGCCAAGCCCAACGUGAUCCUGCAGAUCGGUAAGUGCCGCGCGGAGAUGCUGGAGCACGUGCGAAGGACCCACCGGCACCUGCUCACCGAGGUGUCCAGGCAGGUGGAGCGCGAGCUCAAGGGGCUGCACCGCUCGGUGGGCAGGCUGGAGAGCAACCUGGAGGGCUACGCGCCCACCGGCGACUCGCAGCGCUGGAAGAAGUCCAUCAAGGCCUGCCUGUGCCGCUGCCAGGAGACCAUCGCCAACCUGGAGCGCUGGGUCAAGCGCGAGCUGCACGUGUGGCGGGAAGUCUUCUACCGGCUGGAGAGGUGGGCCGACCGCCUCGAGUCCUCGGGCGGCAAGUACCCGGUGGGCAGCGAGCCGGCCCGCCACACCGUGUCCGUGGGCGUGGGCGGCCCCGAGGGCUGCUGCCAGGAGGCCGACGGCUACGACUACACCGUCAGCCCCUACGCCAUCACCCCGCCCCCCGCGGCCGGCGAGCUGCCGGGACAGGAGCCCGCCGAGGCCCAGCCGUACCAGCCAUGGGGGCCCGGCGAGGACGGGCAGCCGAGCCCGGGCGUGGACACGCAGAUCUUCGAAGACCCGCGGGAGUUCCUGGCCCACCUGGAGGAGUACCUGCGGCAGGUGGGCGGCUCCGAGGAGUACUGGCUGUCGCAGAUCCAGAACCACAUGAACGGGCCGGCCAAGAAGUGGUGGGAGUUCAAGCAGGGCUCGGUGAAGAACUGGGUGGAGUUCAAGAAGGAGUUCCUGCAGUACAGCGAGGGCACCGUGUCCCGCGAGGCCAUCCAGCGCGAGCUGGACCUGCCGCAGAAGCAGGGCGAGCCGCUGGACCAGUUCUUGUGGCGCAAGCGGGACCUGUACCAGACGCUGCACGUGGACGCCGACGAGGAAGAGAUCAUCCAGUACGUGGUGGGCACGCUGCAGCCCAAGCUCAAGCGCUUCCUGCGACACCCGCUGCCCAAGACGCUGGAGCAGCUCAUCCAGAGGGGGCUCGAGGUGCAGGGCGGCCUGGAGCAGGCGGCCCAGCCGGCCAGCCCCCAGCCGCCCGCCGAGGAGGAGGCCGAGGCCCUCACGCCCGCCCUGACCAGCGAGUCUGUAGCCAGCGACCGGACCCAGCCCGAGUAGAGGGCAGCCCGGAGCUCCCCCCAGCCUGCCCGCCAUGCCCGGCCCGGGCCUUUGCCAACCAGGACUCUUGAGCUGGGGCUGACUCCAGCUGGGCGCCCCUUGGCCUGGGGCCCGACCUGCACCCACAGACACACGCCUUCCAGAUAAAGGAGCCCCUCUCGCCCGCCCAGCUCCUGCCCUUCAAGUCUUCGCUGGCCCUGCGCCCGCCUGGGCCGGCAGCGUCCACCCUCCACCCUCUCCGACCAUCGCAGGGCAUCAUUCGGCCGCUCCCUCGCUCUGCUCCAGUGCCCGGGGUACUCACAAGACGCACCCACCGUCCAUCCGGCUGGCCCCGGGCCAGGGGGCCCCAAGCUCUCGGCCCCCCUCCCGCCCCCCGGAGCAGAAGCUAAGGCAGAACCGGUGCCGAGGGAACCUCCACUUCUGGGAUUCCGCCGCUCCCGCA